Aspergillus calidoustus is the source of this 651-nucleotide messenger RNA. The record is from the annotation of a GenBank genome assembly. Lineage: Eukaryota; Fungi; Ascomycota; Eurotiomycetes; Eurotiales; Aspergillaceae.
AUGGAUAUCGCACUGGCUAUUACCUACGACCACAAGAGCGCCGUGACAUAUGCACUCCUUUUGGGCUGCACCGAGUCUCAGCAGGGAUUUCUCCAUAAGCAGCUGACGAGCCUUCCCAUGUUGGCCCGUCACCCUCUUUUGCUGCCAGUCCUCUUCGCCGAAUAUCAGCACACAUUCCUGAAUGACCGGAAUCUAUACCUCUGGAAGGGAUUGCUCGAAGUCGAAACCACGAGCGGCAGAACAGGGGCGCCGCUGAUACGGGCGUCUGCCAACCCACACGAAGAAGGGCAAAUGGGUUCAUCGUCCACUACCAAGGCUUUCAGGAAGACGGAUGUCACCAACGAGGUCCUUGGGAUUAUCCAGAUUGCCACAUAUUGGGAAACACACUGCGAGACUCUGGAUGUUAUGAUUGAUUGUAUCCAGAGCAGUCUAGAUGCUCUCAUUAACCACCAAGCCGGGAGUGCAACAGCACCUGACAGUAUCCCAGAAACAGGGCGCAUUCUAUCUGCAUCAAUACAGUUUACGAAGCGCAAGUCCCAGGUGCUGCUGUCCGAUUUCCGGUUCAUUGAGAAAAGAGCCCAAGCGCAAAUGACCGCUGUACGUGAGACCACCCAACUCCCAGCUAACACCCAAGUAAGUGUCUUCAAGUAA